AGCCAUUCUCAGCUUCAUUCACAGAUUUAUUAGCUUGCACACAGAGAAAUUCAUUCAGAAAACUUCAUUCACAAAAACAGCAACACUCUCUUCGGAAUUUUAAACAAAGAAAUUCUGCUGUAACCUGGCUUACAAGGAAAAGCUAAAGAUUGCUCAAGGGUUGACAAGGAAGCUGCACAAAGAUGAUGAUGAUGAGUCUGAAGAUGUGAAGUAAAAUUGUGCUGAAGCAUACAAAUAUUGAGCAUCUUUUGAGAUUGCGAUGCUGAAUUACUUUAAAGACAAGAAUUAGAAGGCUUUGUAUUAAGAACCGUUGAUGACAUAUAGAUAAUUAUUUUGCAUGAUUUUGAAAUCCUAUUGUGGGAAUAAAGAAUGUGCAAUUGCAGAACCAUGAUUUCUUUCCAGUGGGGCAGCUGAAUACAAAAUUCUAAGAACAGGGCUUGUGAGGUAUCGCUUUGGGUUGUUGCUAAUCUAAAGGUGGUGUUGAGAUUCUAGCUAUCUUGUACUGCUUUCUGUAGAAUAUAUAUAUUUUUAGCCUUUACUGCAGCCAGGCAUUCACUGUUAAUGAUGCGGGCUAUAACAGUGAGUGUUCAAAGCUGAGAACGAUUUAGAGGCUUGCUUGCUUGCUUGUGGCAGAAGAGAUUUUAAGUAUGGAUAGCAUCUCUUCAGAUUAAACUGCUGUAGCAUUGUUAUAGCUGUGUGUAUGUCCUUUAGAAUGAUUUACGGAUGACCACACAGACUUAAGCUAUGUUCGUUAAGAAAAAUAAGACACUUGUGAACUAGUGGACAAAAAAAACAACAGUUUAAAAAAUUGUUUGAAUUGCUUAAUUUCCAUGUCUUUUAUCUAUAAGAGGAGAGCAAAUUUAUGCAACAGUAUCCAGUUACAGAACUUCCAAGGCUAUGAGAGAACGCAGUCAGCACAGUCUCAGUGGACAUGCACUAUAUGUAGGACUCUUUAGACACCCAGGAAUGCUUCACAGGGCUAAAUACAGUAGGUUUAGGGAUGAUUCUAUAACAUCAUUAGAGGAAGGCACACAAAAUAGUUCUUUAAAUAUCAAAGGCUCUUCUUCAUCUUCUCUUUCCUCAACACCUCAUUUGCCAAUUGAGGAUGUCAACUUGGGGACACAGGACAGCUCCACCACCUUGUGCACUUUGAUACCCCGAAUGGCUAAUAUUAAAUUAUCCAAUCCAUCUAAUCUUCCUGGUUUAAAAAACUUCUGUCUGGGGACAAAAGAGGUGCCAAGAAUUAAACUCACAGAGUGUGUUACAGUUCCAGGCAGCCCGACCUCACCAGAAAUCAGUUUACUAAGCUGCCUGCCUGCUUCUUAUCCACGGCAGGAUCCGGAGAAACUCGAUGUAAAUACAAAAUCUCAAGAUGACUGCGUCUUGUUGGGCUUUGAGUCUGCCUCUCUAAGCAAACAGGACAGCCCCCUGGUGCAGAGUGGAGAGGGCAUUGUGAAGACUGGCAUGACCUACUGUGUACGUUACAUGGGCUGUAUUGAAGUGUUGCAGUCAAUGAGGUCUCUGGACUUUGGCACCAGGACACAAGUCACCAGGGAAGCAAUAAGCCGACUGUGCGAAGCUGUGUCAGGAACAAAUGGAGCUAUAAAAAAGCGGAAGCCUCCAGUUAAAUUUCUGUCUUCUGUGCUUGGCAAAAGUAACCUUCAGUUUUCUGGCAUGAAUAUAAAACUGAUCAUCUCCAUGAGCAGCCUUACUUUGAUGAACGUUGAUAACCAGCAGAUUAUUGCAAACCACCACAUGCACUCCAUCUCAUUUGCCUCUGGAGGUGAUCCAGAUACAACUGACUAUGUUGCAUAUGUAGCUAAAGAUCCUGUUAAUCAGCGAGCAUGCCAUAUAUUGGAAUGCCCCAAUGGAAUGGCUCAGAGUGUAAUCAAUACCAUAGGGCAGGCUUUUGAGCUUCGAUUCAAGCAAUACUUGAAGAAUCCUUCUACUUUGAUUACUUCCAAUGAAAGUGAAGUAAUGAAUCUUGAUGGAUCAGCUUGGAAUAUACAGGAGAGGGAGGAUCAUGACUAUUACAAUGAAAUUCCAGGAAAAGAGCCUCCUACAGGUGGACUAUUAGAUAUGCGAAUGAAAGUGCAAAUGGACCAAAGGGCAAACUGUCCCAUACAAUGUGAAAAGCAAUACGGUUUGGCUGGCAGUCCCAAAUGCAUCAACAUAUAUGAAAACUGUCCAGAAGAAAACAAAUCAGUGGGUAACUGUGGUGAAAGAUCACUGAAGGCAAAAAAAGAUGUGUCCUUGCUGAAACCUGCUUGCAAAAUGGAUCUUUUUGAUGACCCUUGUUACAUCAACACUCAGACCCUGCAAACUACAGCUUAUACAGCUAGAGGCCUUGCAUCAGCCCAGGUCUAUGGGAGCCCACUGUGUCAUGAGAAAUUGACAGAAGCUGUUCAGCAGCAUGCCACAACCAACAUGGAUAGUGCAUGUGUUCUGUCACAGAUAAAGCAACAGUUGAGAAAUGAAGAUUGUUACCAUGGCAAAUUAAACAGGAAAGCAGCAGAGACCCUGUUGGUCAACGAUGGGGAUUUUUUGGUGCGAGAGAGUGCAACGUCACCUGGUCAAUAUGUACUGAGUGGAUUGCAAGGAGGGCAAGCAAAGCACUUACUGUUGGUGGAUCCUGAAGGCAAGGUGAGAACCAAAGACCAUGUGUUUGAUAGUGUGGGUCAUCUUAUUCGCUACCACAUGGAAAAUAAUCUGCCAAUCAUCUCUUCUGGAAGUGAAGUGAGCUUGAAACAGCCAGUGAGAAAAAAGAGUAACAUAGGACACAUGCAAUACAACAAGUAAUGCUGUUGGAUCUGAAAAUUCCCAAGGCAAUUCAUUUGUGAAAACUGCACUGGCUAUUCUUAAACUUCAUUACUACAAAGCCAACUCAAAAAGUAUGAACUGCACUUUUCAGCUGCUGUUAUGGAAGACUUCUUUUUAUGUGUAUGUAUGAAUAUAUGUACAUCUAUGUAGAGCUAUGGAGAUCAGUAAACACAGCUAUAUAGAUAUAUAUAUAGUGUUAAUCUCAGCAAAAUGAAACCCCUGGAGUAGUGUGAGAGAUCCAGUUGGGAAAAAAUAUUAAAGACAUGCACAGAUGUCACUUUCAAGGUCAUAUUGAAUCAGUAACUAUUUUAAAAGCACAAUUAAACUUUUAAAUGAAAAAGCUCACUUGAACAAACUGCUGGGACAUUAGUAUGUGCCUUUUAGUAAUGGAAUUAUUGGAAACAAAUAUUAUUUAUAUUGGAUUAGUUUCAAGUGGAUAUAUGAACAUGUAUAGGUUUAUAACUAUUUGCCAAAACAAACUAUUUGAAUAUUACUAACAUGUCACUUGCUUACAGUAGACACUAAUUUUAUUUCAUUUUGCUUAUAACAGCACUUUAAUAGCAAAUCAUGUUUGGAAUUAAUUGCAUACACAAUAUGGAAAGGUUGCCUGUUUUCUUAGAAACAAUUAAUUUUUUAAUCAUUGUCUGCUCAAAAAUUUGAGAUUAUGAAACAUUUACUAAAUUGAAAUAAAGAUAUGUAAAUGAAAUAUAAUUUUGGAAUAGAAUGUAUCAAAAAGCAAGCAUGCUGGAGCCUAAUAUUUUGGUGUCUUGCAUAUAAUUUUAUUAUUAUUGCCAAUAAUUACUGGAAGUCUCUUUUUUAAAACUAGGUUAUAUACUGUAUAUUUUUAAUUGAUUCCAUAGAUAUUUAUGGCUUAGCAAAACUGAACGAGACAAAUAAUACAUUUUGAGGAAAAAAACUAUUUAAAAAAACUAUUUGAAUUUUGCAUGUUCUAGAGAUUAUUGUACAUACUUAUUUCCAAAAUGAUGUGAUAACUUCCCCUUGCUUAUUUAGAUUCCAUUUGAUCAUAAACAUUGGAAAUAUCUUUUUAAGAAAAUAUAUUCUGUUUUGUCACAAUAAAUGCUGUAAUCAGCAUAUCUGAGAGGGUCAGUAGUUUAUUGGUAGUUAAGAAGCAGUGUUUCAAUGAGUAAUAGGAAUAAGAAGGUGGAAGUGGAACUGAAGGUUCUUGUGGGGAGUUAUCUAAGGUUUAAAAGCUGGCCACAUUUUUCAGUUUUUCUGACAAUUCUGAAAAACUGAAACAAAGUUUUGUUUUGGGUAGGAAAAAAAGCCAAUUUCACAAAUAGCUCUGGGUCAACCAAAAGUGCAUUUUUAGGGGAAUAAAUCAGUUGCAGAGAAUAAUGAGCUCUGCUCUAAUAAGGAUAUCCUUGAUUGUGCCAAAUGGCAUCACUUAUUUUAAAACCAAUAAACGGCACCCACAAUUUGCCAAAUUCAAUUCCAUUAUCCUCUGAUAAAUGAGCUUCACCAGAAACAAGGAAAUUUGGUGUCCUCCAUUCAAUAUGAACAUUGUAUAGGAUGUUACAAAAAUAGAUUUUUGCUUUUUGAAAGAAAAAAAAAAGGCUCACAUAUAGGAUAAAAGAUCUGGCAACUGAGGACAUAGUUUUCCAUUGAAGGAAAAAUUGGAUUAUUUGAAGAGCAGUUUUUAAGUGGUGUGCAAUGACUUCCCAUUUUUCACCAUUAGUUUCUAGGCUGAAAAAACUAUAAUCUUUCAUCCAGUGUAAUAAAGUCAUUAGAAUAUUCAGUUCACGUACACACCUUGAAGCAAGGAGAAGAUUUGAAAUGUCGCUGUAUCUGAUUGAUUAACGGCCUAGUAUGGUUCCAAUUUGGUGCCUUCAGGACUGAAGACCUAUGUUAAUUCUAUUUGCUCAUAGCAAAGGUUCUAAUCCGUGGAUCAGAGCCCCAAAGAGUGUCAUUUAAGAAUUCUGUUACGUUGCUGGCAAAGUGGUGUCAGGUACUUGUUGGUGCUCUGCAUACUCUCCCUUAGCUAGAGGACCACAGUGUAACUUGCUCAAUAUAUGUGCAUUAAACCAAGGGAGGAGCAGAGAGAACCUCUUU
Molecule: messenger RNA, 4890 nt
Organism: Pelodiscus sinensis (Chinese soft-shelled turtle)
Lineage: Eukaryota; Metazoa; Chordata; Testudines; Trionychidae
Gene: SHC4
Product: SHC adaptor protein 4
Biological process (GO): intracellular signal transduction; cell surface receptor protein tyrosine kinase signaling pathway
Cellular component (GO): plasma membrane
Molecular function (GO): receptor tyrosine kinase binding
Source: RefSeq, a predicted model, not a curated record